Molecule: messenger RNA, 2018 nt
Organism: Eurytemora carolleeae
Lineage: Eukaryota; Metazoa; Arthropoda; Copepoda; Calanoida; Temoridae
Product: polypeptide N-acetylgalactosaminyltransferase 5
Exons: 24
Coding region: 150-2006 (618 amino acids)
Cellular component (GO): Golgi apparatus
Source: RefSeq, a predicted model, not a curated record
CUUACAUAUUUCUCAUUAAACUCCGUAUUUUACAUCUGUGAAGGUAUACACAGGUCGAGAAAACUCAGUUCAAUAUAUAGAACUUUAUGAAACUAAUCAAUUAUUUUGAAAAGUGAAGAAAACAAAAUCUAGAGUUUUAAAGACAGAAAAUGAGAUUCUUAGCUCUAUAUUUCCUUAUGGAAAUUUUAGUUGUUUACUGUGAGAUCUGUACUGUAGAUGAGGAUUGUAAACAAGAAAAUGACAGAGAUAAAACUCCAUCCGAGAAUAUUUGGACCCCUGAACACAAAUCUGAAGAAAUUAAUGUUCCUCUUUCUGAAGGUUUUAUUGAUGAUGAAGGUCUAUCUAAAGGAGGUAUCGAUGAAGAGAAUGUAUCUAAAGGAGGUAUUGAUGAAGAAGGUGUAUCUAAAGGAGGUAUUGAUGAAGAAGGUGUAUCUAAAGGAGGUAUUGAUGAAGAAGGUGUAUCUAAAAGAGGUUUUAUUGAUGAAGAAGGUCUAUCUAAAGGAGGUAUCGAUGAAGAGAAUGUAUCUAAAGGAGGUAUUAAUGAGGAAGGUGUAUCUAAAAGAGGUAUUGAUGAAGAAGGUCUAUCUACCGAAGAUAUUGAUGAAGAAGGUGUAUCUGAAGGAGGUAUUGAUGAAGAAGAUGAAGAUAUGGAACUGGAGAUGAAGUAUAUAGAUUUAGCUGAACAGUAUGGAUUUCAGUCCCUGAUUGUUGAUGGAAAAGUGAAGGAUAAAGAUGCUCUUAUCAAUGCAUUAACUGAUGCUGAUUAUGAUGAGUUAGUUUCAUCCAAUUAUCCUGAUACUAAAAGUAAAAAAGAAUCCCCUCUGUACAACCUUCAUCUUACUUUGGUCUACGACAAAGAGUUGUCAGGAGUUCACAAAGAAAAUCUUGAAGAGCAGGAGAAAGCCUUGAAACUCUUUGAGGCUGAUCAACUGCUACCUGGGGAUCUUGGAACAGGUGUCCUAUUGAAGGAAAUGAAUUCUGAUGAAAAAUUGAAAAGAGAUUUGAUGUUUAUUGAUCAUGCUUUUGAUGAAUAUAUCAGUGAAAUCAUAUCUCUCAAUAGAACUCUACCGGAUCGAAGGGAUCCUUGGUGCUAUAGAAAUGAAGAGUAUUUAAAUUCUCUUGAUAAACUUAAACCGACAGCAAUUAUUAUUUGUUUUUGUAAUGAAGCCUGGAGUACGCUUAUCAGAUCCAUAUUCUCAGUUUUAAACAGAUCUCCUGAACAUCUUAUUGAUGAAAUAAUAUUAGUAGAUGAUGCCUCUACCCUGGAACAUUUAGGAACUAAGCUUGAUGAGUUCAUUAAGGAUAUUCCUAAGAUAAAGAUUGUUAGGCUAAGUGAGAGACAAGGACUAAUGAGAUCAAGGUUGGCUGGAGUAAGAGCAUCUACAGCAGAUGUUCUUACUUUUCUGGAUUCACACAUCGAGGCAACUGAAGGCUGGCUGGAACCUCUUCUUCUACAGGUUGACAAGGAUCCAAAAACAGUUGCAUCCCCUGUGAUUGAAGCAAUUGAUGAAAAAACAUUUCAAUAUAAGUUUGUCCACCAUGAUCUAACGGGAGUUUUCAAUUGGAAAAUGGAGUUUGAUUGGGCUCAUAUCAGUGAAAAAAUCAAUGGUUCCAGGACCCAUCCCUGGUCCCCGUACAGUACACCAGUAAUGGCUGGAGGUUUGUUUACAAUCAACAAGAACUGGUUUCAGAGGAUCGGUCUGUACGAUGAAGGAAUGGAGAUAUGGGGCGGAGAAAAUCUUGAAUUAUCUUUUAGGCAGUGGAUGUGUGGAGGACGGAUAGAGAUUGUUCCUUGCUCCAGGGUUGGGCAUGUUUACAGAACAUACAGUCCUUAUCCAUGGAGAUCUGAUAUCAACGUGCUGGUAUGGAAUCCUAUUCGUGUUGCUGAAGUAUGGAUGGACCAAUAUAAAUAUUUAUAUUUUGACAGAUUGGGAAAUUGGGAUUUACCUUUAAAUCUACGAUUGGGGAAUUUCGGAGACGUUUCAGCAAGGAAGGCUUUGAGGUAAGUCCAAGGAGAU